Messenger RNA from Drosophila willistoni, 790 nucleotides. RefSeq names its product eukaryotic translation initiation factor eIF1 (gene eIF1). Bases 148 to 480 code for a protein of 110 amino acids. The record is from RefSeq and is a predicted model, not a curated record. Gene Ontology annotation, molecular function: translation initiation factor activity; ribosomal small subunit binding; RNA binding. Gene Ontology annotation, biological process: translational initiation. Gene Ontology annotation, cellular component: eukaryotic 43S preinitiation complex. The transcript has 3 exons. NCBI's taxonomy places the organism in Eukaryota, Metazoa, Arthropoda, Insecta, Diptera, Drosophilidae.
CAUUUUACACCCCUCAUAGCAAACAGAGGCAAUAACACAUUUCCGAAAAGUAACUCACACACAUAAAUUCAAAGUUCAGAUAUAAUCAAGCAAAGAAAUAGUUUCGAAAAGUUUUUGUUUUAGGCAGUGGUUUGUUUUUAUUGUCGUAUGUCCAUCCAGAAUUUAAACACCCGUGACCCCUUUGCUGAUGCAAUCAAGGGCAAUGAUGAUGAUAUUCAAGACGGUCUUGUGCACAUAAGAAUCCAGCAGAGGAACGGUCGCAAGACAUUGACCACUGUCCAGGGCCUUUCCGCGGAGUAUGACUUGAAGAAAAUAGUUCGCUCCUGUAAAAAGGAAUUUGCCUGCAAUGGGACUGUAAUCGAGCAUCCGGAGUAUGGUGAAGUUCUUCAACUUCAGGGCGAUCAACGCGAGAACAUUUGCCAAUGGUUGACCAAGGUGGGACUAGCUAAGCCAGAUCAAUUGAAGGUUCACGGCUUUUAAGCUAAUGCUAAUGCUGCUGAUUUAUUAUUGAUGCCAGGGAACAACAAUAACAACAAAUUGUUGUCUGUCUGUGUGGAUUUGCUUCAUACAAGAAAAAAAAACAAAACGAAAGUCUUUCAUUCUUAAGCUACAUCAAGAAAAGUUCUUUGUUCAAAUUUAACUAAUAACACCAACAAUUACAACAACAACAACAACAACAAUUCAAAUAACUUUAUAGAACAUUUAGGUACAUUUAAAGACAUCAAAAAGCAAUAGACCAUUUACUGCUAAAUAAUGUUAUAAAUAAAAUUAAAUGUUCAGUUUAAAACAA